CCGGCGGCCGCUGAGCCGACGGAGGAGGGGCGUCUCCUGCGCUGGUUCCAGCCUCUUCGGGCGCCGAGUUCCAGGACCCGCCCCCCGCGCCAGUUGCCAGGGAGCGGUUGCCAUAGAGCUGAGCAGUUGUCCGCGUGCGCAGGCGGAAGUCCCGGAUUGAGGCGCCGCCAUUUUUGCUGCCCGGACGCGGAGCGAGAGGCUGACAGAGUCGGAGACACUAUCCGCUUCCAUCCGUCGCGCAGACCCUGCCGGAGCCGCUGCCGCUAUGGAUGAUCGAGAGGAUCUGGUGUACCAGGCGAAGCUGGCCGAGCAGGCUGAGCGAUACGACGAAAUGGUGGAGUCAAUGAAGAAAGUAGCAGGGAUGGAUGUGGAGCUGACAGUUGAAGAAAGAAACCUCCUAUCUGUUGCAUAUAAGAAUGUGAUUGGAGCUAGAAGAGCCUCCUGGAGAAUAAUCAGCAGCAUUGAACAGAAAGAAGAAAACAAGGGAGGAGAAGACAAGCUAAAAAUGAUUCGGGAAUAUCGGCAAAUGGUUGAGACUGAGCUGAAGUUAAUCUGUUGUGACAUUCUGGAUGUACUGGACAAACACCUCAUUCCAGCAGCUAACACUGGCGAGUCCAAGGUUUUCUAUUAUAAAAUGAAAGGGGACUACCACAGGUAUCUGGCAGAAUUUGCCACAGGAAAUGACAGGAAGGAGGCUGCGGAGAACAGCCUAGUGGCUUAUAAAGCUGCUAGUGAUAUUGCAAUGACAGAACUUCCACCAACGCAUCCUAUUCGCUUAGGUCUUGCUCUCAAUUUUUCCGUAUUCUACUACGAAAUUCUUAAUUCCCCUGACCGUGCCUGCAGGUUGGCAAAAGCAGCUUUCGAUGAUGCAAUUGCAGAACUGGAUACGCUGAGUGAAGAAAGCUAUAAGGACUCUACUCUUAUCAUGCAGUUGUUACGUGAUAAUCUGACACUAUGGACUUCAGACAUGCAGGGUGACGAUUCCUAAAGGAAAACCCAACUCUUCCUUUCCUAAAAACUCUACUUUGUGAAGAGCAGAAUAAAGAAGCGCUGCAGGACGUGGAAGACGAAAAUCAGUGAGACAUAAAAGCCAACAAGAGAAACCAUCUCUCACCACCCCCUCCUCCCCAUCCCACCCCUCGGAAAGUCCCCAUUGUCACUGAGAACCACCAAAUCUGACUUUUACAUUUGGUCUCAGAAUUUAGGUUCCUGCCCUGUUGGGGUUUUGUUUUUUUGGUUUUUUUUUUUUUUUUUUUUUUUUUUUUGGUUUUUUUUUAAACCGUUUUCAAAAGUUCUUAAAGGCAAGAGUGAAUUUCUGUGGAUUUUACUGGUCCCAGCUUUUAGGUUCUUUUAAGACACUAACAGGACUGCAUAGAGGCUUUUUCAGCAUUACUGUGUUGUCUCCGUGCCAGAUGUGGCAAGAUCACCAUUAGAAAUGGAAAUUACAUUUGAAAGCCAUUAGACUUCUAGGUGAUGCGCAAGCAUCUAAGAGAGGUUAAUCACACUAUAGAGGCAUAAGUGGUAUCAGUUUUCUAAUUGUUUAAACUGCAUUUUAUACCAGUGUUUGAAAGUAAUUGGGUGUUAGCUUGAGAUGGUUAAAGGUUGUUUUUGGGGAGGGAGUUUGUUGUCAUGGUUUUGCUGUAAAAAAGUGUUUCAAACUCUGCUGAAAUGUUGCUGAAAAGCAUGGUGCUGGUAACAGUUCAACAAUCCGUGGCUGCUCAUUCUUGCCUACUUUACUCUCCCACUGAAGCAGGUUAACGUUGAAGGUGGUGUGGAAAAGCCUGCAUGCCUGUUCAAUUCUUUGUUUCUUCUCCUUCCCCCUCCCCCUACCUCCUUCCCCUCACUCCUCCCCUCCUUCGCUCGCUCAACCUCUUUUGUUCAGUAUGUGUAACUUGAAGCUAAUUUGUACUACUGGAUAUCUGACUGGAGCCACAGAUACAGAAUCUGUAUUGUUCUUACUGAAACACAGCAUGGAAUUAACAUUAAACUUAAAUAAAACAAACCUAAAUUAAAAAUGCCAAA
Rhinopithecus roxellana (golden snub-nosed monkey) is the source of this 2022-nucleotide messenger RNA. It is a transcript of the gene YWHAE, whose product is annotated as tyrosine 3-monooxygenase/tryptophan 5-monooxygenase activation protein epsilon. The transcript has 7 exons. The coding region runs from base 266 to 988 and encodes 240 amino acids. Gene Ontology annotation, cellular component: cytoplasm. The record is from RefSeq and is a predicted model, not a curated record. Gene Ontology annotation, biological process: signal transduction. NCBI's taxonomy places the organism in Eukaryota, Metazoa, Chordata, Mammalia, Primates, Cercopithecidae.